AAUGUUUGUAGAAUACCACAAGUCAACGAACAUUUGGUAAUUUAUAAUAGCCUGGGCAUUUUCUUAUUUGAGGUACUUUCAAAGUACCUGUAAUAUUUUUCUAAACCGUUCAUGACCGCAAUUAUUGAAGGACUUCCUUAAAUUCAGGGGAAAAUAUGAAAUGUGGUGCACCCUGUGAUAAGAAAAGUGUAGUUAAAACUUGGGAUUAUACAAGUUUGGCAUUACUGCUGAAAUUUUAAAUACUGUUUACAAAAAUAUAGCCGCAAAGAAAAGAUCAACUUCAUUGCUAUUUAUUAGUUCAUAAUUCGUAACGAUGGGCGAUUUAAUUAAUCAUUUUGAUGGAUUUAAGAAAUUGGGGUUUGACUGUGCUAAUCAAUGGAUACUAUAUGAUGAUCGUUUCCAAAAAUUUUUCAAUUUUUUCACUGAAAAUAUCACCGAUGUAAAUAUACUAACCGAACAUGAAGUUUUGGAAUACGAGGAAUUAAAACAUAGAAAUGAUUUGUUGGAAACUGAUGAGCGUGCAGCCAAAUUGAAAGAGCUGGAGAUCGCAAAUCCCGGUUUAUUGCAAUAUACCGAAGAGCAAGUUGCCAGUAUGAUUGAAGAGCUUCACUUGUUGGAACAUACUGAAGAGUGUUAUGUAAACUUAGUCGAUGAUAUGAGAUGUACCAAAAAUAAAAUCAAUUCCCAACUCGGUGAUUUGGAAAACGAAAUCAGCAUAUUAACGAAUAGAGAGAGUGAUCUUCUAAGCGAAUGUCAAGCCAAAGCACGGCAACUAGAAGAAAUGCAGCGUGAAAAUUUGAAAUUAUCUAAUGAGGCAACACGUUGUUUUACAAAAAUUCAAUCACCGCCCCUAUUCAUACAUCAGCUACCUAUUGAUCAAUACUUGCUCAAAUGUGAGACUUUCAUGAAAUAUUUUACUUUAUAUAUGAAGGAGAAUUUUAAAAUACAGGAUUAUACAGAUCUAGAUAACACCGCUGUGGAUCAUACAGAAUUUUCCGACAAACUACAAUCUUUGGCUAAAUCUAUGGAAUACUACACACUCGAAUACAUUAAGGAAAAGGCAAAGUCAAGAGCCACACAGUCAUUAAUUGAUCUCUUAGAUCUCUCACAAAUACAUGUCAUAAGCAUUGCUGAUGUAGAGCAUGAAACUCGAGAGUUGGAAUUAAUGAACGAACAUCAUUUGAAAAUUGCCUAUGAAACCCUAAUGAACGAUCUUACAUUGCAUGUACGACAGCAUACACAGCAACGCAUGGAAUUGAUUCUUUAUGAAAAUACAAAGUUAAAAUUGGAUCGUGCACUAAAACGUCAAGAAACGGAUAAGCGUUUAACGAAAAUAAUUUCGGAUGCCUUAUCCAAUGCUGAACUUGUAUGGAUUGCAAUACAAUUGGAUUUGGAACGUAAACGUAAUCGCUUUGUCAAUACGGAGCAGUUGAACUCAGAAGCAGAAGCUUGCCUAAAACGCAUUAAAAUUAUGCGUAAUAUACAACAAAGCCAAAUGCCACAACCGAUACAAGGUGGCCUCUUCACCAGCACAAAUGCUGCGUCACUAUUAGAUGCUAUAGCCGAGCAGUUGUCGCGUCAUCUGGGACAGAAGGUGCGCAGCGAAGCAAAAUCCUGCCUUUAUGAAUAUGAGAAAUUUUCACGAUUAUUAUCAUAUGCACUGCAAGGAAUGAUCGGUUGUAAAGCGUAUGCAUAUGCGAAUGCACAAAAUAAUGAAUUAAAAAACAUAGAAUGUCUUCUACGUCCAAUGGUGUUUGAUAGUCCCGUUGAGGCACCAAUGUUUGAGCAUGUCCGAUUCUUAAUGCCAAUAUAUAAUGCAAAAACCAAUCAGGAGCGUAUCGAUAAAGCUCUGCGAUAUUUGCGUACACAAUUUCAGGAAAAUAUUACCGAACGAAUAGAAAAAGACAAGCUUUGGCGUUACAAUCAACUGCUGUGGAUAUGGUUUUUAACCGAACCACGUCGUAUGAUAAUGGCGAUUGAGGAAACGAAGAAAGCUGCUUCGAAAGUGCCAACUAUAGUUGGUAUGAAAUCAUUGAGCGGCAUUAAACGCAAAUGAGUGCAGUGGAGUUAAUUUAAAUUAUUUUUUACUGUUAAAAACAUAUAAUAUAAUAUU
Messenger RNA from Ceratitis capitata (Mediterranean fruit fly), 2113 nucleotides. It is a transcript of the gene dgt3, whose product is annotated as augmin complex subunit dgt3. The record is from RefSeq and is a predicted model, not a curated record. NCBI's taxonomy places the organism in Eukaryota, Metazoa, Arthropoda, Insecta, Diptera, Tephritidae. The coding region runs from base 314 to 2056 and encodes 580 amino acids. The transcript is spliced from 8 exons.